Triticum aestivum (bread wheat) is the source of this 1084-nucleotide messenger RNA. RefSeq lists its product as uncharacterized. Bases 29 to 1069 code for a protein of 346 amino acids. The record is from RefSeq and is a predicted model, not a curated record. NCBI's taxonomy places the organism in Eukaryota, Viridiplantae, Streptophyta, Magnoliopsida, Poales, Poaceae. The transcript has a single exon.
GGAUCUGGAGCGUCGGCUAUGAUUUGCCAUGGUGGCCUAUGUGGGCGGUGCUCGGCGCCGGUUGUCGCCGCAGCGGGUGCAUGAAAUCUUGGAAGGAAAGCUGGAUAUCUCGGCGGACCAAGCCUCAGUUCAUCCAUAUCGGCCGGAAGAUUUCUUAGUGGUGUUUGCUUCUGCAGAGAUAAGGAACAGAGUGGCGGCAUGCCCGUCGGUAGAGUUUCAAGGGGACCGGCUGUUAUUCAGGCCAUGGAAUCAGCAAUCGCAAGCGGUCCACUCGGUGAUGGGUUUCAAAGUUUGGUUAGUGCUUGAAGGCAUCCCGCCCCAUGCUUGGGAUCGGGCAACAGCAGAGGAGCUGCUGGGAUCCUCGUGUAAGGUGGAUGUUGUGGCGCCGGAGUCUACCUCGCGGGCGGAUUUGUCUUCCUUCAAGCUUUCUGCGUGGACGGCCGACCCGGAUGAGAUCCCUACGAUGCGUUGGCUAGCAGUUCCGGAGCCUGGUACUGAGGCUCCGCCGCCAUUGCUGCAGUAUAAGGUUCUAAUCCAUGUCGAUGCGGUGGCGGACUUCAGGGACACAGGAGAGCCGCUUUUCCUCGGUGGAUCGUCGGACAGUGGUCAGAGCGGUAUUCCAGACUCAGAUGAGGACUUCGGCGGUGAAUCAAGGCCGCGCAAGCUUGUGUGGACGUUUGGGGUCCGGGACUCGCGGGGAGGUGGCCAGGGCAGCGGCGCCGCCGGCGUUGGGCAUGGAGGAUCGGUGCGGAGCCGUGUGGGGUCGGAUUGGCGUCUUCCGCCGAUGGACCCGGUUUCGGUCGUCAGCAGGAGUGGGCCAGGCAGGCAGGUGUGCGAGAGGCUAACCACUAGGCAAUCGGCUUUUGACCGGCUCAACGGCCAGCACGACCACUGUGCAGCUGAUAAAGGUUUGGUUCAAACCAAUUUGAAUGGCCAAGGCGCGGCUCAGUCGGGUCAGGUGACAGUUGUGAAGCGGGCCCUCAUGGCCUCCACGAUCGUGGCAAGUGCGCCGCAUCAAGCUGCGGGCCCAGAGAGGGUUCGAGAAGUGCGGCCUGGCAUGACUGGAUGACCAAUCGCAUCUCGU